This is a messenger RNA of Dufourea novaeangliae, 2121 nucleotides long. It is a transcript of the gene Ptp36E, whose product is annotated as receptor-type tyrosine-protein phosphatase kappa. Gene Ontology annotation, molecular function: protein tyrosine phosphatase activity. The record is from RefSeq and is a predicted model, not a curated record. The transcript has 13 exons. The coding region runs from base 1 to 2121 and encodes 706 amino acids. Gene Ontology annotation, biological process: protein dephosphorylation. Lineage: Eukaryota; Metazoa; Arthropoda; Insecta; Hymenoptera; Halictidae.
AUGUCGUCGCUGCGAACGCAAUCGACCGGCGGCGGUGUCGUUGGUUUGAGCAGCGUCGGUUCCGAUCGGACCGGCGCCACCUCGACCGCUGGCGGUUCUCAUUCCCACUCGCACCGGAAGCACCAUCAUCAUCACAGAAGCCGUAGCGCGCCGCGGGCGCCAGAGAAACCCCCGCGGAAGCGUCACCUCAACACCGGGCACAGCCUCGCCUCCAUUCCCAGCCAGAUUAAGCUGUCGAUGCUGAACAGCGGUCUCAUCUCGUUUGCCACGGAGGAGCUCGGUAGCAGCAUGAGCACCACCCUGCCGUCCGCUCCCACCGAACUAUCGCAGUACCCGAAGCUCUGCGAUCUGCGCCGAAAGUUUCCUGUUCUGUACCGCGUCGAGUUUCAGAUAGCGACCAAGGUAGAAACACACGCAUGCAGACACGCCACGAAGCCAGCCAACAAAGAGAAGAAUCAAAACCAGAGAUGUAUUCCAUAUGAUUACAACAGGGUGGUGCUGGACACGAUAGAAGGCGAGCCCGAUUCCGAUUACGUCAACGCGUCUUACGUGGACAGUAUAUUGAAGCCGAACGCGUACAUAGUCACGCAGGGACCGACCGAAAACACCGUGACGGAAUUCUGGCGGAUGGUCUGGCAAGAGAGAGCCUGCUGUAUCGUUAUGCUCACGAAAACAUUCGACUUCAUUAGGGUGAUGUGCGUCCAAUAUUGGCCGGCCAGUAAGGAAAAGGACGAGGAAUAUGGCGGGAUCGGGGUCUCGGUGCUGAAGGAGGAGGAGCUCGCCAAUUUCCACAUACGGACGAUAAAGCUUUACAAGAAAAACGAGAACGACGAAGUGACGGAGGAAAGAACGUUGUUGCAAUUCCAUUACACCGAAUGGCAUUCCCACACGUGUCCCUUCGGCAACGCGGUUUUGGAGUUUCGCAGGCGUGUCAGGGCGGUCGUUGGCUCGACGAUAAAGAACGAAUCCGGUCCCAUGGUCGUCCACUGCAAUGACGGUGGCGGACGAUCGGGAGUGUAUCUAGCGAUAGACGCGAACAUGGAGUUGGCCGAGGAGGAGGACGCCUUCGACGUGUUCGGGUACCUGAAGAAGUUGCGCCAAAGUAGAAGAGGACUCAUCGAGGACCUGGAACAGUACAAAUUCGUGUACGACACGUUAGAGGAGUUCGUGGUCUGCGGGACCUCGUGGUUCCCGGUGUCGGAAUUAUCCCAACGUCUCAAGCAGAAGAGCGUAAAAAAUCCGAUCACCAAGGUGAACGAGUAUCAGCGGGAGUAUCAGCAAAUUUGUAAGCAAACGCCGCGUUUUACGAUCGGGGAUUGCGCCGGCGGGCAUAGGGCCGACAACAGGGAGAAGAACAGGGACGUUCUGGUGGUGCCACCUGACAAUUUCCGACCGUAUCUCACCAGUUUCCAGGGUAACAGUUACACUGACUAUAUAAACGCUGUCUUCGUGGAUGGUUACACGAAGCCGCGGGAAUACAUCGUAACGGAAUGGCCCCUUCGACACACGUGCGGUGAGUUCUGGUCCCUGGUUUACGACUACGAAUGCGCGGCCGUGGUGGUGCUGUGCGUGCCGCCCCCGGGAUCCACGAAUUUCCCGAGCUUUUGGCCCGAAGGGAAACACUCGAAGAAGUACGGCCCCGUGUUCACGAUCGAUCACAUCAGCCACAAUCACUAUACGAACAUCAAAACCUGGAUAUUCAGGAUAAACAAGAAGAUUGUCUCGCUGACGGAGCUUAUGGCCGGCGUGAAGGCACCGCCGAAGACGGUUCAACUAUUUCAGUUGACUUGCUGGCCGAUGGGUCACAAAGUUCCGACGUCGACCAACAGUCUAGUGGAGCUGAUGAAUAUGGUCGAGAGAUGGAGGCAACGAACGGAUUACGGGCCGGUCGCUGUGGUUUCGCCGGACGGACGAAGUCGUUGCGGCGUUUAUUGCGCCGCGAACGCUUGCAUAGAACAGGUGAUCCAGCACGGGGAAGUGGACAUCUUUCAGGCCGUUAAGACUGUCCGUAGGCACAGGCCUCAACUGGUCGAGAACAUGACCGAGUACAAGUACUGCUACGACCUGGUCCUCCAUUACGUGCUACACUACCUGAACAAGGACAUGAACGAGAAGAAGUGA